Molecule: messenger RNA, 3555 nt
Organism: Owenia fusiformis
Lineage: Eukaryota; Metazoa; Annelida; Polychaeta; Sabellida; Oweniidae
Source: the annotation of a GenBank genome assembly
AAGAAGAAAGAACAAAGUUGAUGGAAGAAGUUACAGGAAACAAACGCAAGAUGAAAGAACUUGAAGACAAUCUCCUUUUUAAACUCACAUCGACUCAAGGCUCCCUUGUUGAGGAUGAGUCCCUUAUACAGGUGCUUGCCAACACCAAAGUGACAGCUGCAGAGGUCAGUGAGAAGUUAGUGAUUGCCUCUGAGACUGAAAUCAAAAUUAAUGGAGCAAGAGAGGAGUACAGACCAGUUGCAACUAGGGGCAGUAUCCUGUACUUCUUGAUUGUUGAAAUGAGCAUGGUGAAUGUCAUGUACCAGACAUCACUUGGACAGUUCCUUGGUGUCUUUGAUAUCUCACUAGAGAAAGCUGCCAAGAGCCCUGUUCCUGCCAAGCGUAUUGCAGCCAUUAUAGAAACCAUGACAUAUGAAGUGUUCAGAUACACUGCUAGAGGUCUUUAUGAGGUGGACAAGUUUUUGUUCACAAUUCUGAUGACAUUGAAAAUUCAACUGCAACAGGGUCAUAUCAAGCAUCAAGAAUUCCAGGUGUUUAUUAAAGGUGGUGCAGCCCUAGAUUUGAAUUCAGUGGAACCCAAACCUAAGAAGUGGAUCCUGGACAUGACAUGGUUGAAUCUGGUGGAGUUAAGCUCUAAGAUUCCAAUGUUCUCACAGAUUCUGUCCCAGGUGGGCAGGAAUGAUAAGGCCUGGAAGAAUUGGUUUGAUGAAGAUGCACCUGAAGAUGCCCCUAUACCAGAUGGCUAUGGCAGUGUACUGGACACCUUCCACAAAUUGUUGCUUAUAAGAUCUUGGUCCCCUGACAGGACAACUCCAAUGGCUCGUAUCUAUGUGGCUGAUGCUAUGGGCCCACAGUAUGCAGAGAGUAUCAUCACCAGUCUUGAAGGCAUGUGGGGAGAGUCUGACAAACGCACCCCAAUGACCUGUUUCCUUUCCAUGGGGUCUGAUCCAACAGAGAAUAUUGAACGCCUUGCCAAGAAACUUGCAAUUUCAAUUGAUGCCAUCUCUAUGGGUCAAGGACAGGAGGUUCAUGCAAGGAGAUUGCUAGCCAAGGCUGCCUCGCAAGGAAGCUGGGUCCUACUACAGAACUGCCAUCUUGGUCUGGAUUUCAUGGAUGAACUUCUUGAAACGGUUCUAACAGCAGAAAAUGUCAGUCCUGAAUUCAGGGUCUGGAUAACAACUGAGCCCCACCCACAAUUCCCAAUCAACCUCCUACAAGCGUCAAUCAAGUUUACAAAUGAACCCCCACAAGGUAUGAAGGCGGGGCUUAAACGAACAUAUGCCGGUAUUAACCAAGAAAUGUUAGACGUCACAAAUAUGCCACAAUGGAAACCAGUAUUAUAUGCAGUCGCAUUCUUACACUCAUGUGUUCAGGAGCGUAGAAAGUUUGGGCCAAUUGGAUGGAAUAUUCCCUAUGAGUUCAACCAAUCAGAUUUCAAUGCUGUCGUCCAGUUCGUGCAAAAUCAUCUCGAUGAUAUGGAUGUCAAAAAGGGUGUUUCAUGGAGUACUGUGCGUUACAUGAUCUGUGAGAUCCAAUACGGAGGUCGUGUCACAGAUGAUUAUGACAAACGCCUUCUUACAACUUAUGCCAAGGUUUGGUUUGGUGAACCAAUGUUUGCUGACAGUUUCCAAUUCUACACAGGUUACAAGAUUCCCAAAUGCAAGAACAUAGAUGAAUACAGGCAGUCCAUAGAGGCCAUGCCCCUCAAUGAUAGCCCAGAGUGCUUCGGACUGCAUCCUAAUGCUGAUAUCACAUACCAGACUAAUACAGCGACCACUAUGUUAGAUACGAUUGUGAGUAUCCAGCCCAAGGACUCAGGUGGCGGUGGAGGUGAGACCAGAGAGGCUGUUGUAUACAGACUGGCUGAUGAUAUGUUGGAGAAACUACCUGCUGAUUAUGUUCCGUUUGAGGUGAAAGAGCGUCUAAGAAAGAUGGGUCACCUACAGCCAUUGAACAUCUUUUUGAAGCAGGAGAUAGACAGAAUGCAGCGUGUUAUAAAAAAUGUACGCAACACACUUAAUGACCUGAAACUCGCUAUUGAUGGCACUAUCAUUAUGAAUGAGGAUUUGAAAGAUGCUUUGGAUAAUAUGUAUGAUGCUAGGAUUCCAAACACAUGGAAAAAGAUAUCCUGGGAAUCUGCUACAUUAGGGUUCUGGUUUACAGACCUUUUAGAGAGGAACACACAGUUCAGUACUUGGGUAUUUGAUGGCAGACCCACUAUGUUCUGGAUGACUGGUUUCUUCAACCCACAAGGCUUCUUAACUGCUAUGAGGCAAGAGAUCACUAGAGCACAUAAAGGUUGGGCCUUAGACUCCGUCAUAUUGGCUAAUGAUGUCACUAAGUACAUGAAGGAAGACAUCAACAACGCACCAUCUGAAGGUGUAUAUGUACAUGGUCUGAUGUUGGAUGGUGCAGGUUGGGAUCGUCGUAACUGUCGCCUUAUGGAGCCAUCCCCUAAGGUUCUGUACACCCCUCUCCCUGUUGUACACAUCUAUGCAGUGAACCAGGAAAAUACAAAGGCCACAAAUCUAUACAGGUGUCCAGUUUAUAAGAAACCAAAACGAACGGACUUGACGUAUAUUUUCCCAUUGUCUCUGAGGACCAAUAAGGAUCCAGAUCAUUGGAUCUUGCGAGGUGUUGCACUGCUGUGCGAUACAAAAUAAAUGAUGUGAUGAGUUUUCUCAUGGAUGAACAUUUCCUUAUUUAUGCCAGUUGGGUCACAUUUGAAGCCAGGGGACUAUCUACGCGUGAUGAGAUUAAAAUUUAAAUGAAUGAAAUAUGGAGAAAUCCCAACAAUUGAUCACCAUUUCAUAUUUAGCAUAAUUGAGUUUGGAAUAACUGUUUUCUUUAUUUUAUAUAAAAUGCUUAUUUUUAUUAUCCUAUUACAUACCAAAAAAUAUUUUACAAUUUUCCGAGCCAAAUAUUUAUACUAAGCUUUAAAACAACCAAAGUGAGAUGUACAUACUGGUAUAGCAUAUAUUUGUAUAAUCAUUUCCAAUUAUAUAAUAACAAUACCGUCCAAUCACCAAGCAGUAUUUAUCAAUGGAGAUUUCAUAAACGUAAACUUUUAGAAUAUAACUCAUAGAUAUCUGUGAUUUGAUUGGUGUAAAAUAACGAUUUUCUGUGAACCAAUCAGAUAACAGGCAUCUAUAUAUUCUAAGUUAGCGGUUUUCGCAUUAUGGAAAAUUCAUGUAAUCCCACAAGUCACAAUGUAGUUAGAUUUAUAUUUUUUGUAACACUAUGUUUUUGAAACACUAUGUUUAUUUUAGAUUCUGUACAAUUAUUUACAAGUAUAAAGUGUGAACUUGAACUGUAGGACUGUAUGUUUAUAAUAUUUAUGUUGCAUAAUAAGGGGAACAGUGGAACUUGUCUAUGUAAAUACUUGUCAAAUAUGGACACAUUAAAUGUGAAAAACUGACUUCCAUGAUUGGCUGACUGACCACUUUUGAGGCCUCAAUAUAAUAGGGAUUAUGGAGUUCACUUUAGACUGGUUUCACUGUACACCUGAAGCCAAUGGACCGAACCCAAUGGUACAUUUUUCAAGGGGUUGUUUCU